AUGUCGUCCUCCGGGGUAACCGGAUCGGAACAACUCAAUCGUCUUUCUUGCAAGAGAUGUAAGGAACGUAAAGUCCGAUGCAAUCGUGUUAUGCCACAGUGUGGUCGCUGCAAGCCAAAUGAUCUAGAAUGUGUGUAUCCUGUCCGGGUCAAGAGGAGGUCUGCGCGGCCAUUGAUCGACCCAGCCCUCUCGGCGGACGGCUCCAAUGCUGCUCUUUCUACUAUCCUUGAUCGCCUGCAACGCCUUGAGGCACAGACUGUAGCUGGGUCUUCAUCCACCAACGGCCAAUCGAUACCAACACCCUCUGGCGAUGGCUCUGAGGUGUCCUCCUCGCCGGUGGCCUUUAGCACUAAUGGUCAUGAGUCCAGUGUUUUAACGCCUCAUAAUUCUGACCGUGAGAUGGAUGCCAUGACUGUUCUGAAAGAUGCAGUCGACCAAGUUCAGGAGCUGAGGAAGAGGUCGUUUGGCUCUACCGCCAUUACCAGUUCGAUAGACAUUCCCACAGACUUGGCCAAGACUUGGGUUGCCAACUACUUUCAGCACAUGCCUGCUUGCAUGUUCCUAGGCUUAUUGGACAGGCGAAUUAUCGACUUGAUUCCUGACAUCAUCAAUCUACCACACAUCCAUGUCGACCCGGUCAUUCUUGUCAUAUACUAUAGCAUAAUGUAUCAUGGCUGCAGUCUAAAAGCGAGCAACGUUACUUCGACUUCAAGUCUCGGGUACAUGAACUCGAGCUACCUGGGAUGUCUGCGUGCAGUGCCUAGCUGGGAGCGAGAGGCAUCAGGGACCAUGACGGAUCUCAUCGCCGCUCUGUUCACAAGCCGCGUGGCUGCUGAGUUCUUCGAUUACGACCUUGCUUGGAGGAUGUUUAAACAAGCAUGCGAAUAUUGCCAGACCCUCAACCUUCACAGGCUAGACUCGGAUGAAAACAACACGUUUUUCAGCGAGGCCAAAUGCGAUAAUGAGAGGCGAGGGUUCUGGGAAGUCAUACAGAUUGAUCUUUUCUACCGACUCAUACUCAAUACCCCCCCAGUUAUCACCAACGACAUAUGGAAAGUCAAUCUACCAUGGCUGGACCCUGAUUCGGACCCUUUACCGCAAGGGAUGCAGACAAUCGCAUUCUUGGCCAGUUCAAGAGUCAGUCUAGUAAUCGCCCGGUUCUUUGCUAUGCUUGAUGACCCAGAAAACACCACCAAGCCUGAGAUCGUAGCCAAGACGGAAGACCUUUGUCGCGAGAUGCAACAGAUCUUCACCGAGUGGCAGCUAAUGGAAUGGCUGGAAGGCGCUCAAGAUAACGAACAAGACAUCUGGGUCGUAGCCGAUGUCAUCUUGACAGGCUAUACUUCCAUCAUCUACAUGUUUCGCAAGAUGGCUCUCCUCAACUCAACUUCUCCAAGACCACCAACAACAGAUUUGGACAUCCCAGACUCUCCCAUCGUGGAAGACGCAGCUCGCCGUCUUAUCGCAGCUCUCAAUCGGUUAUUGGUGAUAUACCCUUACGGAGUAACAAUGACAGCAUUAUUCGGCGCAUACAGAUGCUUCGUGGCGUUUGCUUAUCUGGCUAAUACAAUACUGCGAGCUGAAGAUCCUCGCUCCUAUAUGGCUGAUAUUAAAGCACUUGAACGACUGAGUCAUCAAUCGACUUUACUGUGUAGAGGGAAUAGGGAUGUUAUGCCGUUGGUGAAGGCUAUGCAAAGCAUCAAUGAGGAGAUACGGAAGAAAUUGGAGAAACAGACCCCGAGGGGAUGA
Fusarium proliferatum ET1 is the source of this 1749-nucleotide messenger RNA. RefSeq lists its product as uncharacterized. The transcript is spliced from 6 exons. The record is from RefSeq and is a predicted model, not a curated record. Gene Ontology annotation, molecular function: DNA-binding transcription factor activity, RNA polymerase II-specific; DNA binding; zinc ion binding. Lineage: Eukaryota; Fungi; Ascomycota; Sordariomycetes; Hypocreales; Nectriaceae. Gene Ontology annotation, biological process: DNA-templated transcription; regulation of DNA-templated transcription. Bases 1 to 1749 code for a protein of 582 amino acids.